AUGUCUGCCCGAAAGAAGCCGGCUGUGCUCACUAAGCACGCGCUACUUACACGUGGUGGUAGAAUUUUAGCUUUGAUCCCUACUGAAAAUGCACUCUCUGAUGAUGGUAAUGCGUCUGACGUCGAUGAUGAAUUAUUAGGCGCUCAAGUUUUGCAUUCAGACUCAUCUUCCCCAGCCCGAUCUAUUGCGAGUUCCUUAGAAAGACUGAAUAUAUUAGAUUCCGAUGGUGAAACCUCAACCGAUGAGAAUGUUCGGCUUACACCUGUAUUCCAAGAAGUAUACCCGAAUCUAUCGCUUGAGCCCGAUUGCAGUACUAUUCCGACAAUAAGUGACAUUCCAACAUUGCCUGCAACCCCUGCCACGCCUGCAACUCCUGCCAUUCCUGCUACUCUAAAUCCUAGAAAAACACGAUCGAAAAGACCGACGGUUCCUGUUGCUAAACGCUCACGCAGAAUCAAAAAGUUCGUUCUGUGCUAUAAAUGGAAAAGGACUGCUGCUUUUCAACACAAAGCAAUUAUGGAAGAUGAACCAGAAAUCGAUUCUAAGACACCUACUAUUCCCUUGGACUAUUUUUACAAGUUUUUUUCUCCAGAUGUUAUAACUGACAUUGUUGAACAAACAAAUGCGUAUUCAGUGGAAAAAACCGGACGAUCGAUUGAAUUAGUUGAAGACGAACUUCGAGAUUUUCUGGCUAUUCACAUCAUUAUGGGGGUCGUGUCCAUGCCUUCAUAUACAGACUAUUGGAGUCUGCAAUAUAGAUUCGGUUUAGUUGCAGAUCUAAUGCCCAUAAAAAGGUACCAAAAAAUUCGAAGAUACCUUCAUUUCGUCGACAAUAGCUCUGAUAAUAGUGACAGAUAUCAUAAGAUAAGGCCCAUAGUUGAAAAAAUAAGAGCAAAUUGUUUAGCUCAAGAAGUCGAGACCAAGUUCAGUAUCGACGAAAUGAUGAUUCCUUACAAAGGGACUAAGGCCGGCAAGAGACGCCAAUACAUGAAAGACAAACCCAAUAAAUGGGGUUUCAAAAACUAUAUCAGGGCUGGAGUAUCAGGUAUGAUAUACGAUUUUAUCCUGUACGGAGGAGAGGACACUUUCAGGUUCCAUAAUUUCACAGAAGAAGAAUUGUCGCUAGGCUUUGGAGCUCAAGUAGUCAUUACUUUGUGCAAAAGUAUAAAAAAAAUACCAGCUUUUGUAUUCUGCGACAAUUUUUUUUCAUGCCCAGAACUCUUUUACAUACUGAGAGAAAACUACGGUAUUUUUGGAUUGGGCACCAUCAGAAAAAAUAGACUGAGAGGAGCAGAUGCAGUUUUACGUACGGAAAAAGAAAUGAAGAAAAAGCCUCGAGGAGCUUAUGACCAAGCAGUUUGUGACAAAAAUCGCCUGGUAGUUGUGCGUUGGAAUGACAACAAAGUCGUAACGUUGGUCAGUACUUAUGUAGGUACAGAACCGGUAGAGAAAAUCAAACGCUACUGCAAAGAGGCCAAACAAAAAGUUGAAGUCAAUUGUCCACAAGUUGUCAAAGAGAUAAAUAAACAUAUGGGUGGUGUAGAUUUGGCGGAUAUGCUCAUCUCGCUAUACAGAACUCCUUUCAAGACACGACGUUGGUAUGUCGGCAUAUUUGCCCAGCUGCUUGAUAUAUGCAUCAACAAUGCAUGGCUAUCUUACAGAAAUGAUUGUACUAAAAUAAAAAUAAAGACUAUGCCCUUGAAGGCUUUUAGGUACGAAAUCUAUGAAGGACUCAAAAAGAAUAGACGUGCUGUGAUUGACCCACCCGACAUCAAAAAACGACCACAAAAAGCGAUACAGCCAGUUCCUGUUGAGUCCUCGCGAUUUGACAAUGUGGGUCAUUUCAUGACCAUGACAUCUCAGGCAAAUGCCAAGUCCGGUUAUGUUUCGUUACCGGAAGUAAACCCAGGAAUUGUCAACUAA
Messenger RNA from Melitaea cinxia (Glanville fritillary), 1923 nucleotides. RefSeq names its product piggyBac transposable element-derived protein 2-like. The transcript is spliced from 4 exons. NCBI's taxonomy places the organism in Eukaryota, Metazoa, Arthropoda, Insecta, Lepidoptera, Nymphalidae. The coding region runs from base 1 to 1923 and encodes 640 amino acids. The record is from RefSeq and is a predicted model, not a curated record.